This is a messenger RNA of Zootoca vivipara (common lizard), 1652 nucleotides long. The record is from RefSeq and is a predicted model, not a curated record. NCBI's taxonomy places the organism in Eukaryota, Metazoa, Chordata, Lepidosauria, Squamata, Lacertidae.
AUGCUAGUGGGCUCCUCCGCCUCCGACCUCAACGAUUCCUUCCUGUUCCCGAACAGCUCGGCCUGCACCGCAGGGCUGUGGUGCGCCAAUGUCUCGGAGCCCCAGAGCCCACCACGCUUGGUGGAUGCAUGGCUGGUGCCCCUCUUCUUCGCCGUGCUGAUGUUGGUGGGUGUGGCGGGCAACUCCCUCGUGAUCUACGUCAUCGCCAAGCACAAGCAGAUGAGGACGGUGACCAAUUUCUACAUUGCGAACCUGGCCGUCACGGAUAUCAUUUUCCUGGUCUGCUGUGUACCGUUCACGGCUGUCCUUUAUCCUCUUCCGGGCUGGAUAUUUGGGGAGUUUAUGUGCAAAUUUGUCAAUUACAUCCAACAGGUCUCUGUGCAAGCCACGUGCAUCACCCUGACCGCCAUGAGUGUGGACCGUUGGUACGUGACUGUCUUUCCCCUUCGGGCCCUGCGGCAGCGCACCCCCUUCGUGGCGGCCACCGUCAGUGUCAGCAUCUGGGCUGGAUUCGAGUCGGUCCUGUCCGAGACUUUGGAACUGUUGGGUGAAUUUGGGGCCCUGGCCUUUCCGCUUACAGGUUCUUUCGCCAUCUCCACUCCGGUUUUGGUCUACAACCAGCUGACGGAAGGCUACUGGUUCGGCCCGCGGACCUACUGCAGCGAGAGCUUCCCGUCCGUCAUCCACCAGACGGCCUUCAUCCUAUACAAUUUCCUCGUGGUUUACCUUCUCCCCUUGCUGACCAUCCUCCUUUGCUACACCGCCAUGCUGUACCAGAUGGGGAGACCCACGGUGGAGGCUUCUGACAACCAAUGCCAGGUCCGGCAGCUGGCCGAGCGCUCGGAAGCCAUGCGGGGCAAGAUAUCGCGCAUGGUGGGCACCAUCGUGGUUCUCUUCGCCAUCUGCUGGGGCCCAAUGCAGCUGCUGAUCCUCGCUCAGGCCUUUGGCAGCGGCUUCCGGCGCAACUAUUACACCUACAAGCUGAAGAUCUGGGCGCACUGCAUGUCGUACGCCAGCUCCUCCCUCAACCCCAUCGUCUACGCCUUCAUGGGGGCCAAUUUCCAGAGGGCUUUCCGGAAAGUCUGCCCCUUCCCCGCGAAGCGCCGGGUGGGCAGCUGCGAGGCGGCCGGCCGGCCCGGCGCCAACGUGGAGAUGCAGUUUGUCUCUUCGGGGAUGUAGGGCCUUCUCUGCGGUGUCCCCGAUUCGAAGGGUCUUUUGCAGGAGCAAAAGCGAGCCAGGUGGCGUUGGGCUUUCCUUUCCCUUGUUCUCUGCGCAGCUGGGCUCGCUCGCUCGAGUCGCCUGGGGCGGUUUCCGCGCCGUUGCUGCUCUGAAGAUGCCCCGGCCCGACAAGGAAACACCCGGGAUCGGGGCGAGGAAAGGACGGGGAAGGAUGUUGCCAGAGAGGGACGCGAGGGGGGCUAUUUUGCAGCCGAGGGCCGCUUCCCCUGCCUGCCAAAGCUCCCGGGGGCCACAUGCUAGCAAUGGGUGGAGCCAGUGGGGAUGAGUGGGCAAUGGAUUUGAAUAUUCGCUUCUGUACUAGGUCCUACACCAUCGUUGGAGUUCAAGGCCAACACAGGCAAGAAUGGGGGGGGGUGUCACCUGGGGACAGAUAGCGAAGGCCAUGGCGUGCCAGGGGGGUCCCUGAGGUCUCC